This is a messenger RNA of Talaromyces marneffei, 2394 nucleotides long. RefSeq lists its product as uncharacterized. The record is from RefSeq and is a predicted model, not a curated record. Gene Ontology annotation, cellular component: nucleus. Gene Ontology annotation, molecular function: DNA binding; DNA-binding transcription factor activity, RNA polymerase II-specific; zinc ion binding. The coding region runs from base 1 to 2394 and encodes 797 amino acids. The transcript has 5 exons. NCBI's taxonomy places the organism in Eukaryota, Fungi, Ascomycota, Eurotiomycetes, Eurotiales, Trichocomaceae. Gene Ontology annotation, biological process: DNA-templated transcription; regulation of DNA-templated transcription.
AUGAACCCCGCGGACAGACAAAUCGUAUACAGAGACAGCAAACGAAGCCGUCGACCAACAUCCUGCGAACAAUGUCGUAUACGAAAAGCAAAAUGUAACCGUGAACUGCCCUGCGAAAGCUGCAUCAAACGCGACGAAAGAGCAACUUGCAAGUACGCAAGCAACGCUAUCCGCAACCCCAAGAGCAGGAAUAGUAAUGUAGGUGAGCGGUUGAAAAGAGUUGAGAAAUUGGUUUCGGAGCUUGUUGGGGGUUCUGAAGUGAAUGAGCAGGUUUCUGUGAAUCAGAGGGGUAAUGUUGAUGAGAAUAUUCAAGAAGGAAGAAGAUAUAGACCACGCGGUAGUGGUGGUGUUACUGCUGCCAUUGAAAGAGAAUCGCCAAUCACAAGGAAGACGAGAGGCCAUAUAGAGAAUACCCACUGGCUAUCGAUUCUGGAUGAUAUCAAAGAAGUCCGCGAACAGCUCGCUCAGUCGGAUAUAAUGACCUCUCCUGAGGACGAUGUGGACACUCAUGAGGAGGAGCAAGAAGAGGAGGAGGAAGAGGAGAUUGACUUGGUUUUGGGAGCUACACAGCCAUUGCCUACUUUUCAAGAGAUUAUCAACUCGCUGCCACCGAGGCCGAUUUGUGAUACGCUUUUGUCGCAGUAUUUUACCUCACCGAUGGUUUUGCCGAUUAUCCAUACUAUCAAGUUUCAGAACGAGUAUGAAAAAUUCUGGCACAAUCCAACCAAAGCACCACCCCUCUGGGUCGGCCUCCUCUUCUCCAUCCUCGCUUGCGUAGCAUCCGUCCAACAAGCUAUGCUAUCAACGACCGAAACCAACAACCAACAGCCUGCACUCCCCGUCAAACCAUUACGAUCCAAAACAGUCCAAUGCUUGAUAAUGGGCAACUACACAAACGCCAACUCCUAUGCUCUUGAGACGUUGGUCAUGUAUCUCCUAGGCACGUAUAUUGGUAAACCAGACUCCAGCUUCGACGGCUGGUUCUUGAUGGGGACUAUAAUCCGUCUGGCGAUGCGAAUGGGGUAUCACCGCGAUCCCAAUACACAAACAGAUAGCAAAAUCACGCCCUUUGAAGGCGAAAUGCGACGACGACGAUGGCACGCAAUUUUACAGCUUGAUACAUUAAUAUCCUUCCAAAUGGGAAUGCCGAGUAUGAUCCCGCCCGAGUUCUGCGAUACAGAGUCACCCCGUAAUCUGAAUGAUGAGGAUAUAUGGCCCGCCAUAGAAACACUGCCGCCCUCCCGUCCAUCCUCAGAUUAUACACCGGCGUUAUACACCAUCGCGAAAGUAGCGGUGAUGAAUAUGUUCCGCAAAGUGCUUGUUCACACCCACUCUUCCUCCUCGUCCUCUUCUUCAAAUCCGCCUUCAUACCCCGUAACAAUAGACCUCGACGCCAAACUGCGCGAAACAUACGCCUCAAUCCCCGAGACACUCAAAUGGAGACCCAUAAAUCAAUCGUUCACCGUGUCAUCGGGUCUGAUUAUCAAUCGUUGCACGAUCGAGUUGUUGUAUCUCAAGAGCGUCAUGGUGUUGCAUAGACGAUACCUGAACACAGAACGCCACGAUCCGCAGCGGGAGUUUUCGAGAAGAGCAUGCAUCAAUGCUGCCCUUGAGGUACUGGCGCGUCAGACGGAGUUACAUGACGCCACUUCAGGACCCCAUGGACGGCUGUACGAGGAUAGAUGGAUGGUCUCGUCCCUGACGGCGCAUGACUUUCUGCUAGCUUCAAUGGUUAUUUGUCUUGAGCUCUCUGUACUCAUGAGAUCACCCUCUUCUUUAUCUCCUGGAAAAGCAGGACAGGGACAGGUAACAUCUCCACACUUCUCGAGAUUACUAGACGCCUUGCUCAAUUCGCAACGCAUCUGGGCCUCGAAAAGCGCAUACUCGAAUGAAGCGCGUACCGCGGCGCUGACGUUGCAGUUGAUGAUUGACAAGGUGCAACAAAACACCACCACCACAUUCUCUUCCGGCGAAAAGCACGAGCCGAAUAAUUAUAACAACAAGAAAAAGAAUCAGCCUCCUGCUGCAAUGGAGUCAUCAUCCGCACAUGUACACACCGACCCGCAACCUCGCGAGACAGAAAAAGAAACGGAGGCUUUCAACCUCCCCUUCGCAGGUACAAUGACAGAUAUGAUCACUGGAUCCGAAAAUCUAGACUGGGCCUUACUAGAUCACUAUCUCCAAAACACAGGCUCCGCAAUGCCGCCUGGUCCCGCACCAGGACAUUCUGGGGCGGGAAUGUUUGUUCCGUAUGACGAUGAGUGGGGGCUAUUGGAUGUUGAUAUGGGUAUGGAUGUUAACAUGAGUAUGGAUGCGAGCAUGAAUCUAGAUCUAGGGCCGGAUGGGCAGGGACACGGACAGGAGAUCGGGUAUUAUCAAGGUUAUUUUGGGUGA